Molecule: messenger RNA, 891 nt
Organism: Guyanagaster necrorhizus
Lineage: Eukaryota; Fungi; Basidiomycota; Agaricomycetes; Agaricales; Physalacriaceae
Exons: 9
Coding region: 1-891 (296 amino acids)
Source: RefSeq, a predicted model, not a curated record
AUGGUCGACUGGCAUUCCCCCGAAGUUCUCGAGGACAAUGCUCUGGCGUUCAAUAAAAGCAUUCAUUGCCUCAUCGGUCUAUACCUAUGGGAGUUCGUCAAUACGCUUGACUUUGAUUGGGCGGUGAUUAGUGGAGAGCAGAAGUUCCGAUGGCCGUUGUUUUUUUACUUCUACGCUCGUUAUGGCAUGCUUGGCGUGUUGAUAGGCUUUGCUAUCGCGUUAAAUGUGACCAAAACGCAUAUAGACUGUCAGGGCCUUUUCCUCUUCAUUCAGAUUGUAGGGAACACCUGUCUCGGAGUCGCGAGUAUCAAUCUUUCCAUCCGCACUAUCGCCGUUUGGGGCGAAAGCCUCUAUGUCACCAUCCCACUUGCAGCGUUGAUCUGCGGCCAGUUUGGUAUCAUUUUGAAAUCCGUGACCAACGUCCACGCGUCUUUCAUUUUUGGAUCGGGUUGCAGCAUUGACAGUUCGGAGUCGACGCUAUUCGCGGCGAUGUACCUAUACACGAUGGGAACUGACUUUAUUGUGAUGUGCUUGAUGGUGUAUAAGCUGUGGUAUAAGCGGCGUCACCAGCAUAGGAGUAGGAUCAUGAGGUUGAUGUUCGUUGAUGGGUUGGCGUAUUUUGCUUUGGCCUAUGUCGAUUUUCUUAUCCCCUCGCAGAUAUUUUCCCUUCUGGAUCUUAACGACGUUAUGAGCGUCAUCGCCGAUGGACCGGCUUCAAUUCUGGCUACGGUAGCUUCUUGCCGUGUGGUUCGUCGAUUAUACCGAUUCCGAAGUCCUGGCGCCGAAAUAUACAGGUCAGCUGCUCUUUGGCUCCUUGCUGCUCUCUUCUUACAUUCAGUGUCAGUGAUGGUGAAUCGUCGAGUGGGAAUAACAAUAGGAUGCAUCCACUAA